Penicillium bovifimosum is the source of this 2151-nucleotide messenger RNA. Its product is annotated as homeobox domain-containing protein. Gene Ontology annotation, cellular component: nucleus; RSC-type complex. The record is from RefSeq and is a predicted model, not a curated record. Gene Ontology annotation, biological process: regulation of transcription by RNA polymerase II. Bases 1 to 2151 code for a protein of 716 amino acids. NCBI's taxonomy places the organism in Eukaryota, Fungi, Ascomycota, Eurotiomycetes, Eurotiales, Aspergillaceae. The transcript is spliced from 2 exons. Gene Ontology annotation, molecular function: DNA binding; DNA-binding transcription factor activity, RNA polymerase II-specific.
AUGAGCUAUAUCCACCCCUCAUGGAACUACCAAGCUCAUCAAGGCAUCCCGAUGGACCAGCAUAUGGGGUAUGAUGCUUCCAUGGUCCCUCCUCCGAUGAUGCACCCCAUCGACGGUUAUAUGUACUCGCACCAGCCAAUGGAAAUGGUCGACUACUACCACCAACCGAUUAUGGACUAUGACGAAUACACAGAAAAUUUGUCGCGACCACGAUUGACCAAGGAACAAGUCGAAACCUUGGAGGCCCAAUUUCAAGCUCAUCCCAAACCAAGUAGCAAUGUCAAGCGCCAAUUGGCGGCUCAGACGAAUUUGAGUUUGCCUCGCGUUGCAAAUUGGUUCCAAAAUCGUCGCGCAAAGGCCAAGCAACAGAAACGUCAGGAGGAAUUCGAAAAGAUGACAAAAGCCAAGGCCGAGGCCGAGGAGGCCGCUCGCCGGAAAACGGAGACCUUGGACCAAUUGUCUGGGUCUCGGAAAGGAUCUAUCGCCAAGGAGGAAUUGGAGAAGUCCGCUACCCCUAAGCAAACGCCUACCUCCAUGUCCAGCGGAGAUGGCAAGUCAGACUCUACAACCAGACCCAAGCACCACAAAACAAAAAGCGAGUCGGCACGUGAGGCAACGUUUGCGUCCCUGCAAAGAGCGCUCAAUGCUGCAUGUGCCGCCCGGGACCGGUUCGGUCGUCGAAUUAACCCUCGUAAACAUGAAUCUGCCCCUGAAGGUUUGGAUGAGGAUGCCGUAUCCCCUGGCUCUAUGCCGCCGCCAAAGACGGCAACUUCAGCCAAUGAUCACGGAAACCUGACCAAUCUAAACUCUUCCUUCCCGGGAUGGCCUAAUAUGAAGGAAGAGCCAGCUGCGUGGGGUUCCGGCGACCACGAUGAGAAUGUUGGAUAUAACCAUGCAGAUCAGGCCUCAUAUCCCGCAUGCCACCAAACAAUGGCGGAGAUGUCAAAUCCUUCACAUGCUGUGCAACAUAACAUGGACAUCUAUUCCAAUCACCUGCCCUCUCACAGGGAAGAGUGGUCAGAAGAGAGAGAGCCACAUCAAGAUAACGUUGUUUACAGCAACGUGCAGUAUCCAUUGUCCAUGCAGGCGCCGAAUAUCUCGCUUUCCCGUCGUGAAUCGUCCGAUGCAUUGACAGCCUCUUUGGAGGGCAUCGGGAUCUGUACCCCUGGCCAAUCUGGCCUGUCUCAAACUCUCAGCCGAGUGGAAGGGGCUUCGUGGAAGGAAUCCGGCAAGGAGCUUGACCUCGCCGCCCGCCGCAAGCGCCCUCGCCCUGCUGCUAUUGGGACCUCGGCGUCCCGUCCUUUGGCUAAUUCGACCUCGAUGUCUUCGCUCUCGCCUACCGCUCGUAUGCCCAACACCGGUAACGGCAACUCGAUGAGACAGUCCAAGUCGAGCCAGAGCCUUAACUCUCGGUAUGCGGGUGUGAGGAAGGCGUCGGCUGCUCAGCGAUCUCCUCUCAACUUCACAUUUGCGGAAUCCGGGUCUAUGAAAAAGGCUGAGAAGAUGUUGCGACCUUCGGUCUCGACAUCUACUCUGGCUCCACCCACUCCCUUGACUCCACAGGAUCUCCAGCACUUCAUGCCUGCCUCUCCCACAGACAGCAACUACUGCUUGUCUGCCCACUCCACAGCUCACUUCUUCCCCACCUCUCAACCCAUGCAGGUCAACAUCGCAUCGCCUCCUGCCACGCCAUUGGAUAUAUACUCGCCCUUCCCUUAUCAAAAUGUGGCUCCGCCGAUGUCGGCUCCGGCUCAUGUCUCCUCCUUCCCCGAUUAUGGCACAUGUGACCCAAUGCCUAUGACAGCCCGCAGCUGGGCUGACACGGCUUCCAUCUCCUCGCCCGAGUACCCAGCAGGUCUCCAGGUCCCGCAUUCGAGCACCGUCUCGCCGAUGGGGUAUGAUGCCACCACCGACCACACCGGGCAGGCCUAUGGCAUGGAACCAGUCUCCGGCUCCCCCUCUUUGAUAUACUCAAUUGAAGAUACGGAUAUGCCAGGCUCCGCUGAACUUGCGGAGAGGAAACGGACUGAAUUCAUGAUGCACGAAUUCCCAGAGCACGAUCCCCGCUUUGGUAACCAGUUGCCAUCCAUGCAGAAGCCGAAAGCCUACACGUUCGCGAACAACACGACGCCAAGCAACUACCCUUCUUGA